GAUUUGUGGGUCAAAAAGUUGAUUAAAUUUGGCGCAGAAGUCGAGCGCCAGUAUAGUAGCGCCAAAUGCACUCAUGUCUUGUGCGACAACACUCACCAUCCCUUCAUCAAAGAGUGCUUACGGGAAGGGAAGCGUUGUGUGACUCCUUAUUGGCUCAACGAUGUGGUGUCGGACAAGAAGUUGUUGCCGCCGACGAAGAUCUAUCACUUGCCGCACGCAUUCAAUGAGACGAAGCCAUGCAAACAACACAUCAUAACAAUGACUAACUUUGAAGGCGAGGAACGUUUGAGAAUAAAAGAAAUGAUUCUUAAGACGGGCGCCAAAUACACGUCAUAUUUAUCCCAAAAGAAUACGAUUAUUAUUUGCAAACGACUCGAAGGCGAAAAGUAUCGCAAAUCGGUUGAGUGGCGACUGGCGAUCGUUAACACGGUUUGGCUGCACGACAUCCUCUUCGUGGACACUAAAUGCGGUUAUAGUUGUGGCCAACAAACGGGACAAUCGGUUGUCGAAGUCUUAAGAGAGACAAUGAUGAACGAAAUGGGGGUCAGACGGCCCGCAGACCCGACCUCUUCGCCCAAAUCGAGUCCGCGAGGGAAUCGGUCGCCAGUAGUUCCCCGACAGGACUCGACGGGCACUCUGAAGACGACCAUCUCAUUGGGCAAAACGCCAGUCAUUGUCCAUUCGGGACCAUUUUAUCUCAUGAAAGAACCUCCAGCUGAGAGCGAACUGACGGGAAGCGCGAAUCUGUUGCUGAAGAACAGUCUCGAGCACUCGUACAACAAGUUCUCGGGCCGUAAAGUGAAGGACCAGUUGAGCGCAUUCCUGCCCAACCUUCCCGGCAAUAUCGACGUACCGGCCCUUCAGGACAACAGUUCACUUCGACUGCUGUACGAAAAGCCGCCGAUCGGUGGCAAAGAGCUGCUGCCUCUGACCGCCAAUCAAUUGCUGGGCUUUCGACUACACGCCGGACCGCUUCCGGAACAGUACAGGUUUAUGAGUCAAUCCGUUCAGCGAAAGAAACACAAACACAAGAAGAAUAAGCAGAAGAGCGGCGAAACGCCGUCCUAUGACUCGCACUCAGAAGUGUCUGAAGGCGUGGCCGCACACGAGAAGAAGCACAAGAAACAGAAACGACACGACGAGGAGAAGGAGCGCAAGAAGAAGAAGAAGGACAAGAAGAAGAAGAAACAAAAACACAGCCCCGAGACCGCUGGCGGCCCCUCUGGCGCUGGUGUGGGACCCGUUGGCGGUCAGCCGCCAUCCGCCGGUCUCAUCGGCGGUAAUACCACUCCUCAGCACUCGAACGCGUCGGUCAAUGGAAUGCAAAGGACUAAUUAAUGGCCAUUUGUUUAAUUCAUUUUAUAUUUAAUUUAAUAUGUUUUUUCUCUUUAUUAGUAUUUUUUUCACUUAAUUUAAUUACUCUUUAAAUAUAUUUUGUUUGAAACCAUAUAAAUCAAAGUCGAGCUCUUGUUUGAGAAUUCCGGACAAAACAAACUCAACAUUCAAUACAUCUGCAAAUAAAAUGACAAAUAAAUUAAAGCAAUUAAUGAACAAAAUCUAAGAA
Molecule: messenger RNA, 1564 nt
Organism: Medioppia subpectinata
Lineage: Eukaryota; Metazoa; Arthropoda; Arachnida; Sarcoptiformes; Oppiidae
Source: the annotation of a GenBank genome assembly